CUCCACUUUCGAAUUCCUCCAACAAAUCCUCAGUUUUAAAAUCAUCACGAAACACUGCCAUUGUGCACAAACGAUGCCGCGCGCAUGCUCAUCUGUCCAUCGCUUCGGAUCGUGAGCGACCACAAAUCGAUCCUGCACUUCGACGUCAUACCCGAGGAGCACACUUCCUCCAAGUCGCCGCCAUUUCCCACAGCUGUAGAGCCCAGAUUCCGCUGAGCGCCGUACGAAAAGAUAGCCGCACUGUACGCGUUCGCCAGCCAGCCUUGUGAUCGCCCGAUUGCAACCCGCUCCAGGGUGCCGGGAAUGGCUCUGCUCGCCAGUGUGUAGACGCUCGCAGUGCCGGCAUCAAACAAGAAAAUCAUGGACGAAGACGAUCCUGGACCUUCAAAGCAAAAGUCGAUCGACACGCCGCCGGCGCGCUCGACGCUGACAACUCACCCGCGCAGGCCGCCCGCACACAGAUCCGUUUCUCUAAAGCACUCCUCACGUGGAAACAGCCCCCAGUCGGACGAAGAGCAGCCUCCAUUUCCUUUGGUCAAUAGCGAGGCACGAGGAAGAACGCCAGUAAGCAAUCGUGCCAAUCUUGACUCAUGUUUGUCCUCGAUACCCGUUGCGCCCGACAAGAAUACGAGCUCGGGCGAAAGCAGCAAUGCCGAAAAGUGGUUUGAGAAGUCGAACAACAACGUGCGAACGGGAUCUGCCGAGCUCAUGGAUAACGACCCACCAUUCUUCCUACCAAAUUCGUCCUCCGAGACCUCCCCUGACGCUCUGGAACGCGAACGAGCGAAUCAGCAGUCCGUGGAUAGCUUGCCCCGUCGUACAGGGCUGACGCGCCUUGGACCGUCUACAUCAACUUCAGAGGAUUUCCGAAGCGUGAUCGAUGAUCUGACGAUCCAAAACAAGAAAUUGAAAAGGAGGCUCAAGAAGUACGAGAAGCUGCAUGAUGCGCACCUCAACGCGGACAAGCUGUUCGAAAUCCGUGUUCAUGGACUGCCUCCACACAAGAAACAAGAGCUUGAAGAAACGCUGCGCAAGUUUGCUGCGGGAUUGGAAGGUGUGACGCAGACGAGCUCGUCAGGCCAAGGUUCAUCCGAACACCAGCAGACAUCUCUACCGCCAAGCAUGGAACAGCAGUUAACAGCGGGAUCGUCGCUGGGAAACGUAGACUCCGCAUACGCUUCGGCUUCAGGCCAGAUAUCCUCGGCGCAAGGUAGCAAUCCCGUGACGAAGAAAGAGCCUAGCUUAAGACCAGCCAUGUCUACUUCACAGCAGCGAGACAUACAAAGUUAUCUCUCCGAUAUACCUCAGGGCUUGUUGCCUAAACCUAUUGCGAUGACGGAGAAAUCGAAGAAGAAAUUAAUCGUGCGCCGGCUGGAACAGAUCUUUGCGGGUAAAGGAGCGUCAAAAGACGGUCAUCAGCAGCCCAUGCAACAGGAAGAAAUAUCUCAAUCGGCAGCUCGUGCUGAUCGCUCUGAAUCCGAAGCGAAAGGACAUCCAUUGGGAAGAGAGGGAGCUCGUGAGGCCCGCAUCAUGCAUCACCCUAAAAGACGACCACUGCAGCAUGAAGCGGUACCUAAAGUCGAAGAGACGCAAUCCGAGCCUCAUUUUUCAAAGGUUUCCGAGAGUGCAACAGAGGAGGAUAACGGAGAGGACUCGCCAGAUCAGCGGCCGACGCGUCCACUUGAUCUCGACCCAGAACGAGCACAGAUACCAGAGGAGAAUAUAAAAUAUCUGCGGCAUCUCGGCUUCUCUCCAUUGGAGGCCGGCUCGGAGAAACCCUUAGUCGACGGUCAUGGAUACAUGUACCUAAAUGUGCUGGUCAAUAUGGCGCAGCUUCACACGCUCAACGUUACACCAGAAUUUAUCAGGAAGGCGCUUGAGCAGUACAGCAAGAAGCUCGAAUUGUCCGCUGAUGGGAGAAAGGUGCGGUGGAAAGGCGGUAGUGAGCUUACGCGAACAAGUAGUGAUGGCUCACCGGACGAAAACAGUAAUGCCUCAGGCCAGCCAGCAUCGCAUAUUGACAAGAGGACGAAGAGCUUUUUGGCCAGCGGAAGCGGAGAUGGAUCGAGUACGUCUCUUUCAAAAUCUGCCGUCCCAUCAAAAGAAAAGAAACGAUCGGCGUAUGUCCCCCUGCUCUUUCAUCAGAGCGUGGAUGACAACAGUGACGAUGAUUUAAGUGAGUGGUCCUCGGCUCAAGAUGAUGUGGUUGCCGUUGAAUCAUCUGGCCUUACCAGUUCGGGGGUACGCACUACAUCAUCUAAGAAGAAACAGGUCGCCAAUGGACCCAUUAUCUUCUACAGCAAAGCUCCUUUCGUAACAGAUCUAAGUGGUGAUUCGCGAGGGGCCAAUGUCAACACUGCCAACAUCCAGGAAGACUCUUCAUAUCCAGUCCACGCUGUUGGCAUUUCCAGAUCACCGGAACGAUAUGAAUAUGAAGAAAGCAAAGGCCCAUUGUCACAACCACAAGCCGCGCUUGUAGCGUCGGAUAUGGAGGUGGAUGGGACAACAAGCGAGGAAUCCGUGCGUGGGCUUUCCAAGCCGGCGUCCGUGAAAGGACCUGGAUCUUCCACUGACGAGAGUCCUGAUCCAAUAGGUCUAGCAGCAUCCGGUGUCGGUGGAGUACUGCCAUCAGAUAACUUCGCACUCAACAUUAAGAGCAGGCAUCACCUCGUCCGCGAGCUUGGCUCUGAUGCCAAUACCAAAAACUAUCAUCCACACAUACGCGCCCUCCUCGCUGAGAGGGCUGGAUCUACUUCUAGUGCGGCACAAUCUCGCGCUACAGAUGCGAAGAUCCUCAAAAACAGGCGAAAGGACCUUCCCCCGUCGGAGCUGCCGCCACCGUCGUACUUCCCUAUCUCUUCUCCUGAUGAAGACGAAGAUGAUGAUUACUCAGCCUCUAGCGAAGAAGAAGCGGAUGGACUUUCAGAUUCACCAAUUUACACCGAUCUUCACCUACCGGUAGCUGUACCGAAAGUCUUCAAAGCUCUUGAGCGCACCACUUCUAAUCCCGGCACUGCGCAUGACGCGAUAGAUGGUAGCGAAGAUCAAGACAUUGGUGAUUUUAGUGAGUUAGAGAGCUCUGAAUCGAUCGAUAUGCUUGCCCACGCACGUUUGACCAACCCGGAUCUCGUCAUGCUUGCCGAACGAGAGUACGAUGCAGAGAUUGCCGAGAGGCUUGCUGAGGACAUCCCUGCCGGAAGCUCUGCCGCAACAGCCGGUGGAGGGAGCGGGUUCAACAGCCCGAUCACACCCGACAACAUGAACGUGGAUGGCAUUGAUAUGAGCAGCCAAAAUGUGAGACGUACAUCUAGUAAGGGCGCUGAAGAAAUAGGUGAAGCCUCGCAGCCGCGGCGUGAGUCUCUGAAGAGAGCAAGGCCUUCGGAUGGUGAGAUGAGCCAGGCAAGGCAAUCGAAGAGUCCAAAACUGGGCUAGUAAUGGUGUGCCUUUUAUGGGAAUUUUCUUGUAUGUCUCAGCCAAACUGACUGGCGCUGAGUUUUUUGAAUCCCUCACUUUUCUUUUGGCAUCGAUAACUCUCGGAAGUUGGGUUUCAUUUGGAGUUGGUUGCACUAGCACUGCUUCCCUUGUUCGAGCUUUGAUCCUUUGAUACCCCUCUAACUAUUCUGCGUUCAAAAUUAAUGGUCAUAACGUAUUAACGUCUGGUGUUGUUGGAUCUGCCACAACGCUUCGAGUAUGUCAAUGUUAAGAUAUCUGGUUACUUCGAAGGGUGAUUUGAUUCGCAGAGUGGAUGAAAUGCAAGAAUAAAUCAAGUCUGGUACAUGAGAAGUGCAAAAUAUUUCCCGGCUUCGGAUUCCUUGCUCGUUGAUGAUUUGAAAUGCUGGGUAUAUCUGACCGUCAAAAG
Molecule: messenger RNA, 3859 nt
Organism: Verruconis gallopava
Lineage: Eukaryota; Fungi; Ascomycota; Dothideomycetes; Venturiales; Sympoventuriaceae
Exons: 2
Coding region: 361-3432 (1023 amino acids)
Biological process (GO): circadian rhythm; regulation of DNA-templated transcription
Cellular component (GO): cytoplasm; nucleus
Source: RefSeq, a predicted model, not a curated record